Molecule: messenger RNA, 1226 nt
Organism: Mytilus californianus (California mussel)
Lineage: Eukaryota; Metazoa; Mollusca; Bivalvia; Mytilida; Mytilidae
Exons: 3
Coding region: 40-966 (308 amino acids)
Source: RefSeq, a predicted model, not a curated record
AUAUUUGAAUUGGGUCAAAUCAACUGAUAAUUGUAAGAAAUGUUUCGUCGAUGUGUUAGCAGAAACUUUAUCUGGUGCAACACUAAACUAUUGGCAUCCGUGAUUAACAGAGGCAUAUACACCAUAAACAAGGUUACACCAGACUACGCAGAAAUAACAACAAAAGGUAUACCUUACGGCUUCGAUAACAGAACAGGAAAAUGGGGCAUAUGGAAUUUGUCAUUAUUUUUAGACGGAGCAGAAUUUAAAGCCCGACAAUCAGAAGUAUUUAUGAAUACUCCUAUAACUGACAUGUAUAAAUCAUCGACGUUCAUCAUGCUAAAGAUGAUUCUUAAUUAUAUUAACCCAAAGGUAUACCAGUUCGACUUCCUUGAUCCAAUAAAUCUGACAAUUACAAAAGAACUGUGCAAACCAGGUACCAGUACACACAGCACAGUUACAAAACUUAUAAACACUGAUACGGGAGAACUUAUGGUAGAAAGGCUGGCAAAACUUUGUAGGGUUGACAAUGAAACACAUCGACCAGUGAAAUGGUCUCCGCAAUUUCACCAAAUGUUUUCACAUUUGAAAGAUCGAGAAAUGCCCGAAGUAUUGAAGAAAACUAGUGCUCCAAUUCCAAAACCACCGCUUGAUUGUUUCAAAUGGAAUUUAAAGUCCCGAUAUAGUGAUAUGGAUGUAAAAAUGCAUGCUAACCAAUCAAUGUACAUCAAAUCUUGUAUAGACUGUGCUACUGACGCCUCCUUGAAUGGUCAACUCGAUCAAUUUAACGGCGAUAUUAUUUGGUAUCCAGUGAAAUAUCUGAGUAUAAAUUAUAUAGCAGAAACUUUUGUCAAUGAUGAACUAACUGUCAACAUGUGGCAAAAUGACAAAGACGUUUCAGUAUUAUACUUUUCAGUCUGCAGUGAUGCUUUAAAAAAGAUAGUAACAUUUAUUGAGAUGAAAUUUGAUUUGGACAAAAUAAAAUAAUCCCAGCUUGAUAACUUAACUAAUUCUUAUAUUUUCGUCUUCAUGCAAAUUUAAUUUAUUUUAAUUGCAUGUGAAUCUUCUGAUUUACUUCUGAUUUGCUUAAAAAUAAAUUAUCACUGAAGAAAAGCAUAUUUUCGUGAAACCCCAUGUACAUGUAUACAUAAUCAGGACCUUCUGCACAAUAUAAUUCAAUUAUAAAACUUAAUUCUAAACUUUCUUCGACAGUGUCAGUUGCACUUGAGCCAAAAAUAAAAUGUUAU